AUGGCCGUCGACGGGGGGUUCCACAUUGCGGCCGUCAGCGCCGGUUUCUUCCGCGGCGGCCGGGCCUGCGGCGCAUGCUACCAGCUGAGGUGCAGGGGCCGGAGCGCGUGCGCGAAGGAUGGCGUCAAGGUCGUCGUCGUCGCCGACGUGGCAGAGACGAACAUGACCGGUGGUCAGUUUCUGCUCACCAAGGACGCCUUCGCCGUCAUGACCACGCUAGACCGUGGCGGCGAGCUCGCGGACGCAGCCGUCGACGUGGACUUCAGGAGGAUUCCCUGCGUGUACAAGAGCAAGAACCUGGCGGUUAAAGUGGAGGAGACGAGCAGCAGGGAGCGGGGCUACCUCGCCCUCCGCUUCCUCUACCAGGGCGGCCAGACUGACAUCGCCGCCGUCGAGGUCGCGCAGGCGGUCACCGGUUCGAGCGGCACCAAGAACGAGGCCUCGCCGUCGCAGACAACGUGGCAGUACAUGACGCGGCGCGAGGCGUCCCCGUCAGUGUGGCGCAUGUCGCGCGUGCCGACCGGUCCGCUGCGGCUCCGGCUCGUGGUCACCGCGGGCUCUGGCGGCAAGUGGCUGCGCGCCGACUGGGCGGUGCUCCCCGCGGAGUGGCAGCCCGGCGCGGUCUACGACACCGGCCUGCGCGUCACCGACGUCGCCGCAAACACCUGCGGCGCCGCCUCUUGCUCCGCCACGGACGAGGACGACGACGCCGAGCAGCUCCGAUGA
Molecule: messenger RNA, 726 nt
Organism: Triticum turgidum subsp. durum (durum wheat)
Lineage: Eukaryota; Viridiplantae; Streptophyta; Magnoliopsida; Poales; Poaceae
Source: the annotation of a GenBank genome assembly